This is a messenger RNA of Eurypyga helias (sunbittern), 3381 nucleotides long. Its product is annotated as protein ELYS-like. Lineage: Eukaryota; Metazoa; Chordata; Aves; Eurypygiformes; Eurypygidae. The record is from RefSeq and is a predicted model, not a curated record. The annotation marks the transcript as partial. The transcript has 10 exons.
CCCUAGAGCUGCAGCACCGUCAGCCACAACACAUCCUCUCCCUGAAGCAGAGUUGCGCAAUGCGUUUGUUGGGACACCGGUCACAAAAUUGUCACAAAAACGUUCCAGGUCACUGGGGUUGGUGGUUCAUCCUGUUCCUUCACAUUCUGCAUCGCAGGCUGGUGGCUGGCAGUCACCAUGCAGAGCUUCUACCUCAUUCAUGGCAUCCAGCCCUCUGAGAUCAAAUGCUCCUGGUUCCACCUCACACAAGGACUCUCCAGGAGCAGCAGCACUGAAUUUACUAGAGACUCCUCUGGUGGUGAAGAGAGCUAAAGUUUUGGCCACAUCUGCUCCUGGUUUUCCUGGUUUCACUCCUCAGUCGAUUCUCAGAUCCAGCCGUCGCACCACACCCCUAGCAACUCCCUCUGCAUCUCCAGGUCGAUCAGUGACUCCUCCUCUACGAGCAAAGGAACCUAGGAUAUCUUUCAGGGAGGAGAACUUGAAUACACAAUGGACUGUUGGGGUAACAGAAGAAGAUAAAACACUGUCUGGAGCUUCAUCUGAGCAUUACCAUGGAGUGGUGGAGGAUGCUUGGUCUGAAAGCAGGGAUAAACCAACUCUCUUUGCUCUGAGCAGUCCGGAGGAUGAGUGUGCUGAAACGGAAGAGCCUUCAGAAAGCAUACCUGGAGAUGGUUGGGAGGAAAUGGAUGUCAGCAAAGAAAAGAGUAACUCCUCUGCCAGGUCAGACCAAACUACUCUGGAGUAUCAUGACGCAAAAUCACCGGGCGAUUUUGAAGAUGAUGUCAUCUUUAUAGCCGCUAAGCCAGCUACUUCUUCCCCUGAAGAAACUGCCAGUUUUCAAGACUCGGAGAAGAAAGAAGAUUACAGUGAAAUGCUUGAAGAUAAACCUUUCCAGAUGGAACAACCAGAUUCAUCAGAACCAAGCAAAGUAGCUGGAUUUGUGGAAGAACCAAAUGCUGACUGUCUUCCCCUUCCUGAGGAUGGAAGAUUGCUGUUUAAAGCUGCUGAUGCUGCUACUUCUGGCACUGCAAGUGAAGAUGAAGCAAACCACCAGGAGUCUAAAAUGUCCUCUUCCUCAGAAGAACAAGCCGUAUCAGUUGCAGUGGAUCCACAGCUUUCUGAAUCCCUGGAGGCAGGCAGAGAGUUUGUGACAAGUGUCCUUGACAGCGAGGAUGUGGCCAGUGCUCAUUCAGAAAAUGGCCUUGAGGAGGGGGAGUGUGUGGAUUUUCCCAAAGAAGCUGCUUCCCAAGGAGCAGCUGAAGUUGAAGAAAAUCUUCCUUUUCCGCAGGAAGAACUAAUGCUUUCUGGCAAUCGUCCUGAAGCUGAGGUUGUUGAUGUUAUUGAAGAUAAUGCGGUUAAGGCACCAGCCCCGGAAGAAGCACCAGAAACAUCACUGUACAGUGAACUAGCUCCGUCAGGCAAUUUUCAAUAUGGCGAUGAUCCUGCAGAUCAACAGUUGGCAUGGGAUUUGCCAGAUCAUAAAGACGGCGAAUGUGAUGCAUCUGAGGGAGAGGGAGAGUUUUUUAUAUCUCAGAGUAAUUUUUCUUUAGUCUGGGAAGGAGAAGAAGGUGAGGCAGAGAUGGGAGACGCUACAUCAGUAGAUGCUUCUAAAGCGGCUGGCAUGACAGGGGAAAAGCCUGUGCAGAAUUUAGGGAAUACUGAAAACCAAGAACAUGUCACAAACUCUGUGUCCACUGUAACGAGCGAUCAGGAAUCUCAAAAUACUGCAGAGUCGCUCCCGUAUGUGCCUGAACCCAUUAAGGUAGCUAUUGCUGAGAACUUACUGGAUGUAAUCAAGGACACGAGAAGUAAAGAAUUUACAGCGGAAGUUGUAGAACAAUCUAUUCAUGAAACCAUAGGGAAAAAGGUUACUAGAUUCCGGAAGGCAAAAGCUCUCUUACCUGUGCCAGAAGGAGUGGAAGACGAAGCCAGCCAACAUCAUGCAGAGCAUGUCCUCACUCCCAGAACACGCAGAAGGGGACAGCUGGGGAGACGGCUUACUCCAUCAGCAGGCCGUCAGCAACUGCUGAGGGCAGACAAACCACUUUUGUCUGGACUGUCUCCUAGGAGAAGUACCAGGCGAACGAGAGAAGCGUCUGAGGCAGAAGAAAGUGUUCCAGAUGAGCAAAUGCCUGUGCUGCCUGUCACUCCUAGGAGAGGUGGGAAGCUUAAAGCGGCUAGUGCGGAAAUAGUAGCAAGCAGCCAUUCUGAUGGACAAACGCUAUCCAUCAGCACUCAGUCUGUAGCAGUUACUCCGAGAAGAAGAUUAAGGGGAGCAAAGGAAGCUGCAUCUGAGCCUCUGGCAGGGGUUAGUGACGACACGUCUCUUGCUGCAGAUAGCAUUAUUGCUUCUGCUACUUCCAAAAGGACUAGAGGAAGAAAAAGUUCAACAGGAGAACAAGAAACUGGCCAGACUGACACUGAUCCUAAGAUGAAAACGGCAGUCAGUCCCAGCAGAAGUGCCAGAAAAUUGACAAGCAUUAAUUUACAACCGACCGAAAAUCGUGUCGGGGAUCGAGGGGCGCAGCCCAGUGACCAACUCCUUUCACCUGCGCCAGCUAAAAGGGGCAGAAGAAAGAGGGGUUCAUCAGACGUUUCUGAAAAUUCUGACCUUGAUCUGUCUAAAUCAUUGCUUCCUCAAACAGAAUUUAAACUUCCUGUCACUCCUAGAAGAAGUGCUAGGAAGGGGACACAGAAUUAUUUGGCAGACACAGAAUCUCUCUCGACUCAGGAAGACAUGAAUUCAGGUGGGAAAAUUGAAAUCCUUGAUACUCCCAGGAGAAGAAUAACAAGAGUUUCACAUGCUAAACCAGAUAAAACAGGUGCUCAUGAGCAAACACCAAAUGAGGUGCCAACCCCACCCAGGACUGUAGUAAGGACAGGGCGUCGAGGAAGAAAGAAACGAUCAGUAUUGGAGGAGAGCGCAGGGGAGGAGGCCUUCCCCCCAGGACCCGAGGGCGCUCCUCUGCUGCCCAAAGACGCAACCCCGUUAGGACGUGAUGAAACACCAAGAACUUCAACAGAUCGCGUUACAAGAACGAGUUCCCGCAAAACUGCUGUGCGGCAGAAACUGCCUGUUGAGGGAAAUGAGUCCUUCCUUUUCUCUCCUCCUCUCACAAAGCUGACAGAGAAGUUCAAAGAUGGAAAAGCAGAUGAUCCUGUGCAGCUUAAGGAUUUAGACCCGGAUUUGUCUUCUCAAUUUGUCUUUUCACCCCCUCUUUUGAGGUCAAGGAGAAAAAAUGUAUCUAGUAUUUCCCGAACUGUGAAAGAACCAGAGCUUCCAGCUAAAGAGGAAGAGGAUACCAAAUCCAUAGAGUCUGUGGGAAAGCAAAAAUCGAAGAGAGGAAGAACUGCAAAAUCAAAAACUAAGAAAGCAAGCAA